UCAAGGUCAAAGUUUUUCAGCAAGCAACACUACUAUCACUAGGUAUCUAAAACCUGUGUUCAUAAAGUUUCUUUGUCAGAACUUAAGGACUCAACCAGAGAGACCAAAGAGUUCCAUGGCCUGUGAACAACGCUUGCGGCCUCAGCAGAUGCUGCCACAUGUAGUUGCCACAGAGCAGCAGUCACUGGUGGUCGUUAAGAAAUUAUUAGCUAUUGCUGUCUCCAGCAUCACAUAUCUUAGGGGUCUCUUUCCAGAAAAAGCGUAUGGAACAAAAUACGUUGAGGAACAAAAAGUGAUGAUUCUUCGAGAAGAGCGGACUUGCCCUGGUGCUAGUCAGAUUGUACAGUGGUUGCAGGGAUGCUUUGAUGCCCUUCAAAAGAGAUAUCUUCGAGUGAUUUGGUUAUCUAUGUACUCUGAUCCAGAACACCCAGAGAAAGUAACAGAAUGCUACCAGUUCAGGAUACAGUACACUGAAAAGGGGCCUCGGCUGGAUUUUGAAAGCAAAAGCCAGAAGAACAUGACGAGGAUGGACUGCAAUGACAUAAAGAAAGCAAGUAUUCUGUUGGUGCGUAAGCUGUACACACUGCUGCAGAACCUUGGCCCACUUCCUGAUAGUGUGUAUCUCAACAUGAAGCUCUCCUACUAUGAUAAUGUGACUCCACAUGACUACCAGCCACCAGGCUUUAAGGAAGGAGAAAAUAGCAUGCUGGUCUUUCAGAAAGAGCCAGUGAAUCUGACCAUGGGAGAAGUUGUUACACCUUUCCACACCCUAAAAUUGGAUGUCACCACUGAGAGAGAGAGACUGGAACAGGUAGAUGAUAAUGAGCCAAUAUGUGCUCGAGAUAGAUGGACUUUGGAAAUAAAUGAAGAAGAAAUGGUUUGUGUGUCAAAUGUUCAGCAGGAGUUUGUAAACAAAGAAAACAUUGUUAUUGACACUGGCAUUGAGAACUCUGAUCUGAGCAAAGAGGAGAUGCUGGAGAAUUCACAGUUCAUGGCAGACAGUCUUGUAAAAAAGACAGCUGAUCUUGAUGUGGCUUCCAGAAAAACAAGGAGCGGCCGCGUAUUCAACUCCUUAGUAGUAAGAGCGAUAUUAUCUCUGUAUCUUUAUUUGUGUAAGAAAUGUGACAAUAGAAAAGGUACAGUGCCUUCAUCUACAGAAAAGAAACCAGUUUCUCAGUUUCAGUUUCCACUCAGUCAAGACCCUUUGCCUACCGCUCCAAAGAGACGCAAGUUCAGUGUCCCCAAAGAAAACCAUUGACAACAUACUGUAAAAUAACACAUGCUCACGGAAGCUUUGUUUCUAUUAACUAUCUCUGAUUCCAGUUGUUAAAUAAUAUGUUGGCAGCGAUUUCUAUAGUAGUUGAUGGGAUAUAGUAUUUGUGUUUCUAUAGUACUUGUGUUUCAAGGAUGGUAACUAAGUCAAACCUGUUUUCAAGUGUACAAAUAGCUUCUUUUUUUUAACAGUUUAUUUGAUUUUUCAAUAUUCAUUAUAUAUUGUUUGAUUUGAAUUAAAUGCAAAUUUG
This is a messenger RNA of Clarias gariepinus (North African catfish), 1523 nucleotides long. RefSeq names its product HORMA domain containing 1 (gene hormad1). The record is from RefSeq and is a predicted model, not a curated record. The coding region runs from base 116 to 1258 and encodes 380 amino acids. The transcript has 15 exons. NCBI's taxonomy places the organism in Eukaryota, Metazoa, Chordata, Actinopteri, Siluriformes, Clariidae.